Messenger RNA from Saprolegnia parasitica CBS 223.65, 513 nucleotides. RefSeq lists its product as hypothetical. The record is from RefSeq and is a predicted model, not a curated record. Bases 1 to 513 code for a protein of 170 amino acids. The transcript is spliced from 4 exons. NCBI's taxonomy places the organism in Eukaryota, Oomycota, Saprolegniomycetes, Saprolegniales, Saprolegniaceae.
AUGGGUCUCCUCGCCAAGCUCGUGCUGCCGGAAAGUAGCGGGCCCAAGGCGGCCAAGCCGACGCCCAUCGUCCAGCUGCCGCUGAGCGCGUGCCUCAAGUGGCUCAACCCGCGUCGGGCCGCACUCGGGCUGCCCAUUUACGCCGACAAUCCGUCCCAUAGCAAAGCCAAGGUGCUGCCGAUCCCACCCGUCGAGCGCGUCCGGAGCGAAAUCAUCGAUGCGGUGCAAAACCGCACCUUUGAACAGACAGUCGUGGACGACCCCGUCGUCGCGGGAGCGGGCGGGCGCCUCUACUCGGCAACGAUUGCCAUCACCCUGCGCAAGCUUGGCCAACACAAUGCGAUUCCGUACUCGGAUAUCUGGACAGCGAGCUACCACGGACGCCAAUCCGAAGUCGAGCACUACAUUGGGACGUGUGGCAUCGAUCCCAACCUUGCCCAGUUUGGGUACCCGUACCAGACGCCAUUGCACUGUGCCGUGAGCGGCGGUGCCACGGCAACCUACGCUACGUGA